AUGAAUUCUUUUGUGUAUAAUAUAUUAUGUUUUGUGUUAAUUUAUAUCGGUAGUAUUCAAUUAGAAGCGUCUAGUUUAUGUGCUGGUAAAAAUGUCACUAGCCAGCCUGUUAUUGAUUAUUGUCAUUCGCAACAUGGUUAUUUCAUUUUUCGAUGUUGUCGUUCAAAUGAUAAUGAAACAUUUGUGGCUAUUGAUUUGAUGGACCUAAAUUUAACUCAAGUUCCUGAUUUUACACAGUUUGCUAAUCUUAAUUUAAGUGUAGUUGAUCUUCGUUCAAAUCCUGAACUAAAACCUUCGAAUGACAAUGAUUUUCUCACUUUAACAUAUCUUGAUCAACUCUUUCUACCGGAAGAUUUUCCUUGCCCAGGCGAAGAGAAAGUAUGGGAAAUAGUUAAUCACACAGCUGAUCCUAUAGGAAAUAGUUGUUUGGGUCAAAAAAAUUUUUGUAUAAAUUCAACAGACAAAUGUUUUGAAAAAGAAUCAACUUGUAAUACGAAUGGACCUAAUCAUUUUUUGUGUUUAUGUAAAGGUGAUUAUCAUGGUUAUAAAUGUUUAAGAAAUGGAAAAUUUCCGGCUAUUGCAUUUUUUGUUUCAACCAUAACUGUAACUGUUCUUCUAAGUUCUUUUCUUUAUUGGACGCAACGGCGACAUGUUAAAUAA
Rotaria socialis is the source of this 660-nucleotide messenger RNA. NCBI's taxonomy places the organism in Eukaryota, Metazoa, Rotifera, Eurotatoria, Philodinida, Philodinidae. The record is from the annotation of a GenBank genome assembly.